This is a messenger RNA of Daphnia carinata, 2965 nucleotides long. RefSeq names its product syndetin-like (gene Vps50). The transcript is spliced from 7 exons. Gene Ontology annotation, molecular function: SNARE binding. Gene Ontology annotation, cellular component: EARP complex. The coding region runs from base 129 to 2879 and encodes 916 amino acids. The record is from RefSeq and is a predicted model, not a curated record. Gene Ontology annotation, biological process: endocytic recycling; retrograde transport, endosome to Golgi. Lineage: Eukaryota; Metazoa; Arthropoda; Branchiopoda; Diplostraca; Daphniidae.
UGUCGAUGUUAUUUUUUAUUAAGCAUGUAAGCAAAUUAAAAUUCGUGCAGAACAGUGGGUUUUUAUUCGAUUUUCUUCCCUGAAAGUCCCAAAGGUUUUUCUUUUUAGGUUUCAAAGGCAAUCAAUCAAUGGAUCUGCGUCAGAAAGUUAUAGAUUUGUUGACUUUGUCUAAAGAAGUGGGAGACUUACCUUCGUCCGUUGCAGCACCUGCUGAAGAACAACUUGGACUAUCGCUGGCAGAAAUCAAAAGUUUUGACCGCGAAUCUUUACGUGUGCUUCAAGAUACUUGUUCAGAUCCUGAUUCUCAGCAGGAGGUUUUUGAUACAAUAGAAGCAGGAUUUGUUGACGAAAACUGCAAUGGAGGACGAUAUCAAUUAAACAAAUUUCCUUCUGUAAUUGAUUUGAAUUACAUCAGGCACCAAAGACAACUCUUGGGGAUUCAGUUGGGUUGUGUUACAAACAAAUUGUAUACCAUGAUUUAUCAAAAGCAAACCUGUUGUGCCUCAGAACUUUGUAAAGUCCUUGAGCUGCAGGAAAGUCUUGAUUCAGCAUUAGAAAUAUGUACUACUGGGCGCAGCAAUAUAAAUCAAGCAAGAAGCAAUUUGACUGCUGCAAGCCUAGGACUAUUAGCCCAUUAUAGGCGUCAGCAUCAUCUGAGAAAGAUAACAAAAUCUUUGAAAACCAUUCAAACAUUGGGGAAGAUGAAUGAAAGGGUUCAAGAACUCCUUGGAGAACAAAAUUAUGCUGCAGCCAUACAGCUUAUAGUUGAGGGUCAACAUGUUGCAACUACAUACAGACAUUUCCAUUGUGUUGCCCAGUUGAGCUCACGCCUGCAAGAUACUAUGGAGCUUGCAGAAGAACAACUUGAUGUUGGCCUAUCAAAAUCUUGUAAAGAAUUUGAUUCAGAUCAGUAUGCAAAGUUACAGCAGGCAUUCACAUUACUUGGAAAACAAUCAGCAGCAAUUGACCAACUAAACCUUCAUUUUGCAUCAGGACUUCAACAGCAAACGUUGUUGCUUUUACAAAAGUAUGCAGAACUUUCGUGCUCCAGUCGAUCAUCAGCAAACCCGGAUGUAGAAGCUGCCACAGACUUCCAUAAAUUUCAGUUCCAUGAACUUUGCAAAUUUAUUGAUUCGAAGCUUUAUGUGGCAUGUCUAUCCGAGCUGAGCACCACUUUAUGGAAAAUUACACUGAACUAUAAUCAAAUCCAUCAGUGGCAUACCGAUCGGCCAACAGUGGAUGCUGCUGACAUAAUGCCCUCUGUUUCAUUCGAACAAAAAUUUCAGCAUGGAAGAACACGCCUAUGGCAAGAUGUCCAAAUGAAGAUUCGGACUUUGCUAUCUUCGUUUGACGUAUGGCAUCUCAGCACCGAUGAAUUGCUCGAUAUGCUAGACAUUGUAGAAACCCUAGUUGAUAUGGGAAAGCAAUUUUGCCAAAGUAACUCCGAGGUUUUAAGGGAAAGCGUUCGCCGGCAAAGUAUAAACUACUUCCGGGGCUUUCAUCGUGGAAAACUGGAUGAACUUCACGUUUUCUUAGAAAAUGAAUCGUGGGAGCAAUGCCCAGUGCGCUCGGAUUUCAACGUGUUUCAGUUGAUCGAAUUUCGGUUUCUCAAUCAGAAAGAUAAAUCUUUAACCUGUAACGUCGAGAAGCCUUCUGAUGCGAACUUUUAUGCCUUGGGUUCAGUUCUUUCACCGUUUGCGUCACGUGCGAUUUCGUCAGCUGAAGACUCUAUCAUUUGUCCAUCGGAAAUUUCAGAAAGUUCUUGCGAGUGUAACGAUGAGCGUAAAAUAGGUUGUGGAUCUCCAACACCAAUUCUGGCGAACACAACUUUAUCUGUUCUGCGCCUAUUUGGACGAUACAUACAUUUUAUGCAUUUGUUGAAAACAAUCGCGUUCGAUGUGCUGAUUUGCCUGAACCAAUUGUUUGAUUAUUAUUUGUAUGCAGUUUAUAAACUGUUUGGAGCUGCGUCACCACAGGAUGCAACUUCUCCAAAGCUUCGCGCUGUUCUCCUGAAAAUCGAAGAGACUUUAAUUUCAACUGCCGCUCCAGGAAGCGCUGGCUCUCACGAAGAUACUGCAGCGUUCUCGCCGUCUCUCAGUGAUAAAGUGUCAUGUCCAAAAGUCUGCCUUUCUACGCAAACGGAUCAUCCUAAUCACUUUUACGGGCUAAAACUCCGUUUAGUAGCAGCCGAAUCAGUUGUUUUCCUUGCUCAUCAGUUAGAGCUGCUGAGGCCCAAUCUCCUGGAUUUGAUUCCAUCAUCGAAAGAAUCUCUCCUCCAGCAAUUCUUUUCACAAAUUACAUCAGUGGCUCAUGAUCUACGAACACCGAUCUUCAGUUUUGUUGCCCACAGGCAUCUUGAUUCAGAACACAUAACAAAUUUGAUGAGUCGUGUUCAGUGGGAGGUCAAGGAAGUAAUGAGCCAACAUAGUUCCUACGUAGAUCAUAUAUUGCAGGUUCUCAGUGAUUACGAUUCCAGUGUCCUUCGUAUCUGCUAUCCUCUGAUUCUGCCUCCUGAAAUUUACAACAUUUUAUGGGAUCAAAUUCUUCGUGCCUGUUACCAUACGCUACUUGACGGAUUUUCCGCUGUAAGAAAAUGCACCAACGAAGGUCGUGCGUUAAUGCAGUUAGACUUCAGGCAUUUUCAAGUUAAAGUGGAAAGCUUGACCCGUCUAAGACCUCUUCCGGACCCAUCCAUUGUCGAAACAUACAUAAAAGCAUAUUAUUUACCUGAAAAUUCUUUGGAAAAAUGGAUUCAAGAACAAACGGAAUAUACUCCUAGGCAGAUGAUGAAUCUUCUUCAGUGCGUAAGUCAAGGCAGUAAAAAGAUUCGUCUGAAUUUAACUUCCUUCAUGGAAGAUUUAGAUUUGAAUCGUCGAUAGGAGACCUUUCUUAAAAUAUAAUUUCAAGUGAUUGUAAUUUAUGGUUAAUUGAAAAAUAUACAUGACAUUCCAUUAUGUUCCGAUAA